UGUGGAGCCGAGCCGAGCCGAGCCAGAUUCGCUCUUAUGCUAUGCUAGUGGCGACCGGCAAUACCCCUCUCUCUCUCUCUCUCUCUCUCUCUCUCUGCCAAACAAAAUCAUUGACCUCAAGUCCUCAACCCCCGUCACGCAGCGCCUAUACCCUCUCCGCCUCCGUCUUCUCCUUCCUCGAUCCUCAUCCAUUCCAUCUUAACCCAAUGUCACACUUUGUAAAUUUUCGGCUUUUCUCACUUUUCCACACAGUCAAAACCCUUCCUUUCUCCACCCACCAAACGGGCACGGUUGAUACCCUCUGCACCCAUCUCCACCAAAGCAAUGGCAGUUUUGAGAAUUCAUUGUCUAAGGUUAAGCCAAAACUCAACUCUCAAUGUGUCAUCCAAGUCCUCAACUCAUGCCAUCCCAAACAACCUCAAUUGGGUGUCAGGUUUUUCGUUUGGGCUGGAUUUCAAUCGGGCUACAGGCACAGUGCUUACAUGUACACGAAAGCUUGCAACUUGCUUGGGAUUCGUCACAAUCCCCACAUUAUUCGUGAUGUCGUUCGCUCUUAUGAGGCUGAAGGAUGUUUAGUCACUGUCAACAUGUUUAGGGAGGUGCUGAAGCUGUGUAAAGAAGCUCAGCUUGCUGAUGUGGCUUUGUGGGUGUUGAGGAAGAUGCAAUACAGUUUCAACCUCCAUGCUGACACUGUGAUGUAUAAUGUGGUUAUAAGGUUAUGUUGCAAGAAGGGUGACAUUCAAAUGGCCGAGAAGUUAACGAGAGAGAUGAGUUUUAAUGGUCUUUGUCCUGAUCUUAUUACCUAUAUGGCAAUAGUUGAGGGAUUAUGCCAUGCAGGUCGAUCUGAGGAUGCUUACUCUGUGCUUAAGGUUAUGAGAGUACAUGGAUGUUCGCCCAAUUUGGUGAUCUUAUCGGCCAUUUUAGACGGCAUGUGUAGGUCUGGAUCCAUGGAUAGGGCAUUGGAGUUGCUGGAUGAAAUGGAGAAAGGUGGGGAUUGUACUCCAAAUGUUGUUACUUAUACAUCUGUGAUUCAAAGUUUCUGUAAGAGAGGCCAGUGGACGGAAGCACUUGAUAUUCUAGAUAGAAUGAGAGCUUUAGGGUGCAAUGCAAAUCAUGUCACUGUUUUUACUUUUGUUGAAAGCCUUUGUGCUGAGGGUCGUGUGGAAGAAGCUUAUGAGUUGAUGGAUAAAUUUGCGGUGGAACAUGGUGUUUCGUAUGGUGAUUGCUACAGUUCACUUGUGAUUUCUUUGAUAAGGAUUAAAAAGCUGGAGGAAGCAGAGAAGCUCUUCAAGGAAAUGCUUGCUGGUGAUGUCAAACUGGAUACUUUGGCAUCUAGCCUUUUGCUAAAGGAGCUCUCUGUGAAGGACAGGGUAUUGGAUGGAUUCUACUUGCUUGAAGCAAUUGAGAAUAAGGGAUGCUUGUCUUCCAUUGACUCUGAUAUUUAUUCUAUUCUUUUAAUUGGACUUUGUCAAAGAAGCCACCUGACGGAGGCCACAAAGCUGACCAAGAUAAUGCUCAAGAGGUCGGUUCUGCUACAACCUCCAUACAAAGAUGAUGUAAUCGAUAUCCUGUUAAAAUCUGCAAAAAGAUCUUGUGAACCAGUUGAUUGGCACACAUAAGGGACUUUGAUGAUUAAAUGUUUUUUGAAAGAGGUCACAUCCAUUGUUUAGCUGCUGCAUCUGUUCAUACGUUUGCAUUGCAUAACAGUAACAGUAAGGAUUGGUUCUGUGAUGUAGGCUGAUACGUGGUUCAUUUCUUCCCCUUGUAGGUGACUAGGUAUUUGAGAACAAUAUGCUUGCCUGUAUCUGUUUUGCUAAACGCAUUAUUCUCUAGAUUCUGUUUAAUAGUGAUAAAUUGUUAAACCCAUUUUCCUUAUACGAAUUAAUGGAACUUCUGUUCUUUGAUGUACAAAUGAUAAUGAGUCAAGAAUAAAAUGGCUGAAAUAUUUUUGUCCUA
Cajanus cajan (pigeon pea) is the source of this 1956-nucleotide messenger RNA. Its product is annotated as Tetratricopeptide repeat (TPR)-like superfamily protein. Gene Ontology annotation, molecular function: protein binding. NCBI's taxonomy places the organism in Eukaryota, Viridiplantae, Streptophyta, Magnoliopsida, Fabales, Fabaceae. The record is from RefSeq and is a predicted model, not a curated record.